Messenger RNA from Mus pahari (shrew mouse), 814 nucleotides. RefSeq names its product bone marrow stromal cell antigen 2 (gene Bst2). The record is from RefSeq and is a predicted model, not a curated record. Gene Ontology annotation, biological process: innate immune response; defense response to virus. Gene Ontology annotation, cellular component: Golgi apparatus; cell surface. The coding region runs from base 84 to 572 and encodes 162 amino acids. The transcript is spliced from 5 exons. Gene Ontology annotation, molecular function: metalloendopeptidase inhibitor activity. NCBI's taxonomy places the organism in Eukaryota, Metazoa, Chordata, Mammalia, Rodentia, Muridae.
UGGAAAGCGUCCCUGAGCCCUCUGAAGCUCUAGGAUCGACGGACCACUUGGCACCCUCUUUCUAUCACUAUCUGUCCGUGGCCAUGGACGAGACGGAGGGGAAGCAAGGAUGGGGCAUCCGCCGGCUGUGGCUGGUGACCGGGAUCUUGGCGGUCCUCUUUGGGGUUAUCUUUGUCACCAUGACAAUCUACUCCGCCGUCACAGCGUACAGCGAGGCCAAUAAGGACGGGCUGCGAGCGCAGGAUGAGUGCCGUAACACCACGCACCUGUUGCAGCGCCAGCUCACCCGUACCAAGGACAGUCUGCUGCAGGCCAAGACGCAGGCAAACUCCUGCAACCGGACCGUGGUGACCCUUCAGGAUUCCCUGGAGAAGAAGGCGUCUCAAGCACUGGAGCAGCAGGCCCGCAUCAGGGAGCUUGAGAAUGAAGUCAUGAAGCUGAACCAGGAGCUGGAGAAUCUGAGGAUCCAAAAGGAGACGUCUAGCACAAUGCAGGGGAACUCUGGCAGCUCCGUGGUGGUCUCCAGCAGCCUACUACUGGUGCUCACCAUGUCACUGUUCCUGCUCUUUUGAGGACUCAGUAGUUGGCAGGUCACAGCUGUUUGAGGUCAAUGUGGGUCAUAGUGACUCUGGAGGGGUCCUGGCAGCCCUGAGGAUGUGAAAACCACUAGGGGGCACCCAGAUUGCGCCUUCCUACCUUAGGACUGGGGGGGCGGGGAGGGAGUUCUGCUUUAUUGCUUUUGCAUUUAUUGAGGAGGGGUCGCUUAUUUUGAUGUCUUUGAGCCUGGAAAAAUAAAGUAAUUUGGAAAGAAAGA